Harmonia axyridis is the source of this 2172-nucleotide messenger RNA. RefSeq lists its product as uncharacterized. Gene Ontology annotation, molecular function: DNA binding. NCBI's taxonomy places the organism in Eukaryota, Metazoa, Arthropoda, Insecta, Coleoptera, Coccinellidae. The record is from RefSeq and is a predicted model, not a curated record. Gene Ontology annotation, cellular component: transcription regulator complex; nucleus. Bases 268 to 1881 code for a protein of 537 amino acids. Gene Ontology annotation, biological process: regulation of transcription by RNA polymerase II. The transcript is spliced from 5 exons.
GCAGCAAAUUAUCGUACAAAACGAUAAUUAUCGUACGAACGGCAACGCUGCGUCUCGCUUUAUCGCGCCUUGCUAGCGGGUAAUAAACAUACGAAGAAAUGAUCUGGUAUGGACAUAGUGCGCCUGCUCGCCCGCUUCCGAGUGCUAGGCCAGCUGCUUCUCGCUUUUACCGGAAUGAAUUACUAAUUCUUUUCUCGCUUGCCGUUAAGCCCGCUCGAUUCAUUUCAUAAAGGAAUUUGGACGUAGUAGUGAAUAAAUAUCGAUAGGAUGGACAUUGAUAAAGAAAUUUUGAUUUCUAAAGUGUUUUUAAAUAGCGUGAUAUGGGAUAAACGGUUGGAAGGCCAUGCAAAUCGCAAAAUGGUGGACAAGGCAUGGCAGAGUAUAGCUGCCGAAAUGGGUUCAGAGAACGACGGAGUACUACGGAAGAAGUGGAAGUACCUUAGGGACCAAUUUGCGGUAGAAGUGGGAAAAUUUCCUCCUCCUCGUUCAGGUGAUUCUGGUGAUCGUCCUGAAUCUAAGUGGCCUUACUUCAAGUCACUAAGGUUUUUAUUAGGAAUAGUGAAAGCAAGAACUUCUGCUAGCAAUUUAAAAAAACCCGAAAAUGAAAACGAAGACUUGGUGUCUCAUUAUGUUAGCAAGGAAACGGAUUCACAACAAGAUGUUCAAGAAAUAGAUAAUCAAGUUUCUGAUGAUCAACGUCAGCAAGCACAGAUGAAUUCCCCAUCUUCAGAUGUAUUCUCGGGAAAAAGGAAAAGAAAUAAUGCGAAUAAAAAAUAUAAUCAGGAAAUGUUAGACCUCGAGACAAAAAAGGCUUCCCUACUAGAACGUGUGAUUAAUGAUAGAGGAUCAGACGAUGAUGAUGCAUUGUUUUUUAGAAGUCUUUUGCCUCAUGUUAGCAAGAUACCGCAGCACUUGAAAUUGAGAUUCAGAUCUCGAGUUCAAAUGAUAGUUGACGAGUUUGCCUAUGCAUCACAUGGUACAAUGCAGUCUAGCCACUCAAAUUCGCAGUCAGCACCAUCUUUUGUUCAGCAAUACAGUGCAGAAUAUAUUUUAAGCCCUGAUGCUGAAUCAUCAACCUCUGGACCAUCCUCUGUACCUUCAUCAUGUACUGACGAGCCAUACAUAUCAAAAUGGUUUGCAUAUCAACAUUUCGAAUUCUUAAAGAAUAGGGAUGUCACAUCAAAUACAACAUUGGACAUAGCUCCCACGAGAGAAUGUGAAGAAGCAACUGAAGAUAACAACCCACAACUGACAGACCAAGCAACUGACAUAGACAACCCGAUAGGCGGUGUUCCAUCACAGUAUCCUCCUCCUGCUUCACAAGUGGUACCUUCUCCGAUGAAUACUGCACGAGAUGACUCGUUCGAGUCUUCGCCGGCAAAGCGUGGUCUUAAACGUAAAAGAAUUGGACCUAAAGACGAUACUCAAGAAAUGAUGAGCACAGCACUGCAAGUUUUGAAAUCAUCGAUUAGAACGUCGAGCGAUCCUCACUUCACAUAUGCGUUGUACUUAGCAGACGAAAUGCGAAAAUAUGACCCUCCCACACUAGCGAGUGUGAAGAGAGCGUUUGCGAACAUCAUUUAUGAUGCCGAUAUGUCCAUGGCAAAGGGCUCCAAGAACCUACAAAGUGAAGGUCCAGCAUCUUUCGGUGCUUCUACUAGUGGGCGGUCAACACCAGUUUCAGAAGGCCCAAGUCCUCAAGAGUUGCAAUUUCACUUGUCCUCUCUUGAUGUGAAAUCACCAGAAGUAAAAAUCGAAAUCGAUGAACAAAUGUCUUCAGAUGUAUCAUGUUCGGAUAUAUCAGAAUCUAUAGUCAAAACUGAACCUGGCUUGCAAACCAAACCCCUGCCUGAUCUAGCAGCUAGUUACCAUACAAAGUGAAGUUAAGGAUCGAAGAUGUUAUUUCUGUAAAUACCUAUGUGGCUGUUGAACUGCUUCUGAUUAAGCAAGGAAUCAAUUGCAUCAGGGAUGCAGUAGUUGGAUAUAUCUCAACUUUGGAUGAUUCAGGAUCGACGAAAGUAUAGCCAAUAUUUCAUCAUCGGCAAGUUCAACGAAUUCCUAAGCUUUUCACUUGUUAUAUCCGUAAUGCUGAAGAAGUUACUGAUGUAUAUUUUUUUAAUCAAUGCUGUUAACUUAUGUAUUAAUUAUUUGGUAAUAAAUAUGUUUUCCUAA